CUCUACGAACUGCAAAGUGCGAAGGCCGAAGCGGAAGUGCGAACUCCGAGUCUCCGACCAGCGACUGGCGACCUGCGGGCUGCGUUUCGGCCUUCUCCCAGUCUGGCAGUCUCCCUACUCCGGACGGGGGCUGUUUAACCUGCCAGACCGUCGGACCAUGGGUUGGGUUGUGAAAUUCUAACCAGUAUAAGAAAUGGGCUACGCUAGACAGUUUUAACAGUUCUAGUCAUCAAAUAUACCUUUAUGAAAGUUUGUAGGAGCUGUUCUAUGCUUGCUUGCGUUGUACGAUCCUAGAACGCCAUGGCCCAAUCGACGUCCCUUCUUUUACUGGGACUUGCAGGGAGAAGAAGCUUACGGAAUCUCUACCUUGCCCAUACAAGAAUCACUUCUCUGUCCUUCAACCACAACCACACUCAACAAAGAGCAUUAUCCAACUCGCAUUCACUAAACGGCGAAGAUCCAAUCUUGCCCGUUCUGAUAAUCGGUGCCGGCCCAGUUGGGCUCGCUCUCUCUAUACUCCUCACCAAAUUGGGUGUGAAAUGUGCAGUCUUGGAGAAGAGCAAGGUCUUUCCUACCCACCCUCAAGCUCACUUUAUUAACAAUCGAUCAAUGGAGGUGUUUCGCAAAAUGGAUGGUCUAGCAGAAGAGAUUCUGAGUUCUCAACCACCAGUAGAGUUUUGGAGGAAGUUCAUAUACUGUACAUCUCUCACGGGUCCUAUUCUUGGCUCAGUUGAUCAUAUGCAACCCGAAGAUUUCGAUCAUAUUGUGAGCCCUGUCUCUGUUGCACACUUCUCACAGUACAAACUGACCAGAUUGAUGCUUAAGCAGCUAAAGGAACUUGAUUUUCAUAUCAGGAACUAUGAAGGGUUUGGCAUGCAUGAUGGCUUUAUUUCGGAGAAGCAGCUCCUUAUGGGGCAUGAGUGCGUAGCAAUAAAUCCUGGCAAUCAUUUUAUUACUGUGACUGCAUCUUUCCCUGGGGAAGGAAAGUCUACAGAGAGAAGUAUCCGGUGUCAGUUCCUUGUUGGUACAGAUGGUGCUGGAAGUACAGUCAGAAAUCUUAUGGGAAUAAAUAUGAAAGGGGAAAAGAACUUGCAAAAACUUAUCAGUGUCCACUUUAUGAGCCAAGAACUGGGGCAAUAUCUCAUUAAUGAGAGACCUGGGAUGCUGUUUUUCAUAUUUAAUGAAAAAGCUAUUGGUGUUCUUGUAGCCCAUAAUCUUGAGCAGGGGGAAUUUGUGUUGCAGAUACCGUUUUAUCCACCUCAGCAAAGGCUUGAGGACUUCAGCUCUGAGAUGCAUAAAAUAAUUUUCGAGCUGGUAGGUAAAGAGCUUGCAGACGUCAAAGUGAUGGACAUAAAGCCCUGGGUAAUGCAUGCUGAAGUUGCUGAGAAGUUUCUGUCGUGUGGCAACAGAAUAAUUCUUGCUGGGGAUGCUGCACACCGUUUUCCUCCUGCUGGAGGUUUUGGAAUGAAUACCGGUAUUCAAGAUGCUCAUAAUAUUGCCUGGAAAUUAGCUUUGGUUAGCAAGGGUAUUGCUCCUGCAUCAUUUCUUUCCACUUAUGAAGCAGAACGUAAACAGAUUGCAACUUUUAAUACAAUGCUUAGUGUCCAAAACUUUAAAGCUGCAAUGAGAGUUCCUGCUGCACUUGGUCUUGAUCCAACUAUUGCAAAUGCAGUACAUCAAGCUCUUAAUGACACCAUUGGUUCCAUUUUACCAUCUGGAGUACAAAAGACUAUUUUAGAUGGAAUUUUUAGCAUAGGCCGUGCACAGCUUUCUGAUCUUGUUUUAAAUCCGAAUAAUCCGCUUGGAUCUGCUAGGCUUGCCAGACUAAAAGAAAUAUUCGAGGAAGGACAGAGCCUUCAGCUCCAGUUCCCUGCUGAGGAUCUUGGUUUCAGGUACCUCAAAGGAGCAUUGGUGUCUGAUGGUGAUAAUCUGUUGCAUGAACCCGAAGCACCCACAGGACGAAGGAGGGACUUUGUGCCCUCAGCAGAUCCGGGAUCAAGGUUGCCACACAUAAAUGUUAGACCAUUUUCAAAUCCACCUAGCAAGGAAACGUUUUCUACAUUGGACCUUGUAUCAGCAGAGAAGGUCGAGUUUGUUCUCAUUAUAGCACCAGUGGACUCAUCCUACCAUCUGGCUCUGGGGGCAUUCCAGGUUGCUGAGGAAUGUAAAGUUCUUUUAAAGGUAUGCGUGAUGUGGGCAGGAGAAACUAUUGCGGGACCCAACAGAAGCAAAGCUGCAUUGUUACCUUGGGAGAAUUUCGUAGAUGUUUUGGAAGUUAAGAGAGCACCAAAUUCGUCGUCUUGGUGGGAUGUCUGCCAGAUGACAGACAGGGGAGCCAUUUUAGUGAGGCCCGACGAGCAUAUUGCCUGGCGCACAAAGUCACAACUUGCUGCUGAUGCCACAACUGAGAUGAGAAAAGUUUUUCGCACCAUCCUUGGAUCUCAAUGACAGAUGAUGAUACAUACUCCCUAGUCCCUCCCAUUUUUUUUUUUCUUCCAAGUAAAUAUCAUAAAUAGUUUCAUUUUCUUGUAUUACCAUUCUAAUUAAAGCUGGAAAAGUUGUGUACUUUCUAUGGGCAAUCAGAAGAGGAAAAAUAUGUAGUUUUCCUUAAAUAUCCGAGUCUACAAGGAAAAUAAGACACCUAUUUUGAGGGAUUA
Messenger RNA from Ipomoea nil (Japanese morning glory), 2657 nucleotides. RefSeq names its product 2,4-dichlorophenol 6-monooxygenase. NCBI's taxonomy places the organism in Eukaryota, Viridiplantae, Streptophyta, Magnoliopsida, Solanales, Convolvulaceae. The record is from RefSeq and is a predicted model, not a curated record. Bases 301 to 2448 code for a protein of 715 amino acids. Gene Ontology annotation, molecular function: FAD binding. The transcript has 13 exons.